This is a messenger RNA of Rubroshorea leprosula, 2785 nucleotides long. The record is from the annotation of a GenBank genome assembly. Lineage: Eukaryota; Viridiplantae; Streptophyta; Magnoliopsida; Malvales; Dipterocarpaceae.
AUGCAAUUUAUCCUUUUGGCUUUCAAAUGAGGCUUUCUUGGGUUUCCUGAUUCUUCUUUUUCUUUUUUGUUUUCUUCCUUUUCUUUUUUGUUUUCUUCCUUUUGAGAAGGACUUCUUUGAUCUUGUGAUUUGAUCAGGCCGGUUGUCAUGUGAUGGCCAUUAAUCCUUCUGCUUCCAGUUCUGUUUCGAUCUUUGCUUCUGGCUCUGUUCUGAUCCCUGCUUCCGUUGGUUCUUCCGUCGAUGAUAUGGGUAUCCUUCCCUCUCCUUCUGAGUCGAAGUUCUUUGAUGUUUUUUGCCUUCCCCGAAAAGCAGAUGGGAAGUUUGUUGUGAAAGGUGCUUCACGCCAUGUGGAAAGGGAUCCUAUGAUUCCUUCUAUUCCUACAAAGUUUCCUUUGGUUUCUUCUUCAAAGGGUGGAAAAGUUGUUCUCCCUCUAGGCUCAACGAAGGUGUUCUGUGAUCUUGAUAAGGCUGUCCAUAAGUUUGUUACCGAAUCAUCUGUGAGCAUUGCAGUAUUGAUUGUUCAUGAGAAUUUGAUUGAGGCGAGUAUCUGGGUUCUUGGUUCCUGUGACUCUUACUCUGAUUUUCCUGUUCCUCUUGUUCCUUCUGGCUUUGAGGCUUCUCCGAAGCCUAAACGGUCCUUAAAACGAAAAAUUGGUGAUGGGAGUUUGGCUGCUACUCCUAGUUCUUUUCUUGGUUCUGUUGGUGGCAUAAAUACCUUAGCUAUUUUGAAUUGUUCUACCAAGAUUGAAAAGCUCGAAAAGGUUGAUAGAGUUGUGAAGACUAAGAAAAUAUCGGCUAAGAAAGUUGAAAAGGCUGCUGGUAAGUCUAAGGGGGUUGUUCCUCAAGGGGCGCCUCUAGUUGUGAUGAGGUCUAAGAGAUUGAAAAGUGCUUCUUUUAAAUCAGCUUCCGCGGGUGGUUUUGAUAAGGGUGUGGUAGAGGGUUGUGUUAUUGAGGUUGAUAACGAGGUUCCUUCUUCUUUUGUUUUUCCUGAUGACGAGUUGCAACAGUUUUCUUCCAAGGGGAGACUCUUGAUUUCUUCUGUUAUGGACUUUAUUGCUGGGAAAAGCUUUUCUAAACCUUUGACAAGGUUGCCUUUGAAAGAUGUCGUCUCUCCUGGUAUUUAUGAUAUUGGCAUCGAGGGUCCUUCCAUCAUUGGGCAUAGUUCCAUUGCCCGUGAAUCUUCUAAAUCCAUGCUGUUGGCUGGUGAUAAAAAAUUGCUUUCAAAUUUUCCUUUGGAGGCUCUUCAUGACAUGGCCGUUCAUCAUUUUGCUAGUGUUUGUGCUAUACUUCAGCAUAUGAAAGAAAUUCUCCUGGACAAGGAAGAUUCGUCUUACUGUGCUGUUGCUGAUUUGUUGAAGAAAGAGCUAACUAUGCUUCAGGAAUGUUAUGAUUUGUUGAAGAAAGAGAAAGAACUUUUCUCUUCUUCUGUUGCUGCUAAAAAAGAGUCUUUGGAGCCCUCUAUUUUGGCUCUGCAACGGCGGUUGGGUGAUCUUUCUUCUGCGAAUUUUGCUUUGGAGAGGUCCAUCUUGGAUCUAAGGGUGCAGGUUUCCUCUCUACAGGCUUCGUCUUCCUCCAUUGUUCAAUCUUCUAAGGAGUCUCCUGAGGGUAAAGCCUUUGCUCUUUCUAGUAGCUUGGGUUACUUCAAUCUUGCAGUCAAUCUCAUCAAGAUGUUGCUCCCUUGCCAUGGGCUGAUUGUGUCUGACCGUCUUGUCAAGUUUGAGGAUAUGGAUGUUGUUGCACUGAUUCACGCUGAUCCGGAAUUGAAGAAAGCUUAUGAUCAAGGUCUUAGUGCUGUUUCUCUGGAUGAUUCUCCUAGGGAGGCAUUUGAAGGUACUGGUAACUCCUGGGACGUGGGAGAUUUUGCCACAGCCGUCUGUAGCAGGAGUAGCUCUGUUGAUGUGGAGGUUUUGCGGGGUGCUUCCCCUUCUCCACCUGCGUAGCGAGCCUUUUUUUAUUCUUGAGAACUGAAGAUAUUAUAUUUUUCUAUUUGCUGUGGACUUGUUGUUUUGUUUGUCUCGGGUUUUCGUCAUGCCUUGCAUUGUGUCUUUUCAUUGAGAUUAUGUAUGGAAAAUAUGUUUUCUUAUAUUCUAAAAUUUGCAUUAACCUCUGUAGCACAUUCUUGCAUAGCUUUUGUUAGGGUAUUUAUAUACACCCUAAACUUGCUCGCUGCCUUUUGCUUGCGUAACUUUUGCUUGGGUGUUUAUGUACACCCAUACUUGUUCACAACUUUUGUUUUCCUGUGUAACUUUGGCUUGGGUAUUUUAAGUACACCCAAACUUGCUCACAACUUUUUGCCAGUGUAACUUUUGCUGGGGUAUUUUAUGUACACCCAAACUUACUCACAGCUUUUUUAUUGUCUGCGUAACUUUUGUUUGGGUAUUUUAUGUAGACCCAAACUUGCUCACAGCUUCUGCUUGCCUGUGUAACUUUUACUUGGGUAUUUUCUGUACACCCAAAUUUGCUCACAGCUUUUUGCUUGUCUGUGUAACUUUUGCUUGGGUAUUUUAUGUACACCCAAACUUACUCACAGCUUCUGCUUGCCUAUGUAACUUUUGCUUGGGUAUUUUAUGUACACCCAAACUUGCUCACAGCUUUAUGCUUGCCUGUAUAACUUUUUCUUGGGUAUUUUAUGUGCACCCAAACUUGCUCACAGCUUUUUACUUGCCUUUGUAACUUUUGCUUGGGUAUUUUAUGUACACCCAAACUUGCCCAUUGCUUUUAGUUUGCUUAAGCAUAUUUUUGUUUUAUCCGGAUAUUAUGUAUCUACUAAAUUUUGCAUUUCAUU